AUGAGGCAUUGGUCACCGUGGCGGUGCGUGGGAGCGGCAGCGGCAACAGGAGCACUCAUUCACCGCCGGCAGUUCAUUGCGGACGGUCUCUAUGAUUGCCGUGCUGGGGCUGCUGGGAAAGACGACACUUCAAAGUACCGCCUUCCGCUUAGGCGUGCCCUUCACUUCGUUGAAAAAGGAAGACAGCUUGCUGGAGCCGUCGUCGAGAGAGAAGGAGGUGGUGGUGAGGCCCUGCCCAGCAACAGGGAAGGAUCUUUGCUUCAUGAGGAUGCUGCACGUUACGCUGCCUACCACUGUCACCAUAUGCUGACAUCAUUUCGUGCGGAGCGGCGGCAGUGGACAAAAUUAAAGGAGUUCUCCUUUGACGAAUUCACACGUGUAAUGGAGUACUUGUUUUUUGCGGCUCUCCUACUGCACCUCACCGCGCUCUAUGAGACGGCGGACAAGUACUGCGAGGCGCUGAUUGACGUUGCAAUGUCUUGUACAAUUUUUCUUUCUAAAGACGCCGACGGACUACAUCAUGCUGAUAUGCUUCGACAGGGCCGUAGCAAAAGUACUGAUGCGAAGGUGGCGUAUUUGUCUAACGGGGAGGAAUUCGAGGCAAGAGACGAGCCGUGGAAUUCAUUACACUGGGCGAUAGUGCACUUUAGUCGCGGUGUCUUUGCCUGGGGUCUUCUGGACCACACAGAGCUCUUGUUUGACAUGAAGCGGACCAUGAAGCCUUACUCCGGAAUGGUUCGAACAUUUGCGAAAAUCAUCUGUGAGCGUCUUGCUGGGAUGAGUCUGUCUGCCGAAGAUCUGGCAUUUUUGUCUUGCCUCUCAACGGAAGAGGGAGCUGGCAAAUGGCUUGGAACUGCAAACAUCUCUGCAGUCUCUUCAACGGAUGUUUUUGCACGUGCUGAUAAAAAUAUUGUGGAAGCAACGCUUCAUUUUGCCCAGCAGCGCCGUCUGCAGAUUUUGCCGCUUAUGUGGAUGGCGCUACUGACUCGUCACUCCGCCAUAAUUGGGGCACCGCGUUGUUUCCAGCCUGCGCGUCACGCCCUGUUGAACGCAAUUCCACUUUUUCAAGAGGAAGCCGAGGCGGACACUGCACUGAAGCUUCUUGCGCAGUGCUGUUACUUCCCAUCAUCCUCGCUUUUAAAGGCAAGCUCUGUCGAAGUGGGCGUUCUCCUCUCUCAAAUGGAGCGGCACGGGGUGUUCUCUUCGUCAGAAUUUAUGCUUGUGGAGUUACUCCAAGCGUGGAUGCGCGUGGAGGCCCCAGAAGAGUUGUCUCCGUCUGUGAAGUCCGCUUAUGGGGCGUACAUGGCUUUUCGAAACAUUCCCCGCUGCGCUCUUCGGGUGGUGGGAAAGCCAUACACCGCCAAAAGCGAUGGCGAGGCCUUUGUGCAUGAACUUUUGUUCCAUGCUUUGGUGCAGUGGUCAUCUUGCCUGUCGGUUAGGGCACCGUUUCACAGGGAGGUUGAGGAGCUUUUGAUAUCUGCGCGUUAUGUGGCGUCAUUGUUUGACUCUAUUAGGCAGCAUGGGAAGGAUCGAGAUAGUGUGGGUGCCGCAGUACUUGUUGUUGAGGCGACGUUUCGUGCCUUUGCCGUGCGGGUGGCAGACAUUUGCACCCGGGGCAGAUUGGUAGAGAGUAUGUCACCGUCUGAUUUAGCGGAGUUUGAUCGUCUUGUGGACCAUGUGUUGCGGGAGGGAACUGAGGGAAGCGUGGGGGGCUGUGUGCCUCACUGUACGAAGGAAACCGGCAACUGUGGAUUUACAGUACGCGGCGGAAUGGAUCUUGAGAAACUGACUUGCUAUGUACAUUUCUUCAUCUUUUUCAUUUGA
Messenger RNA from Trypanosoma cruzi, 1824 nucleotides. RefSeq lists its product as uncharacterized. The record is from RefSeq and is a predicted model, not a curated record. The coding region runs from base 1 to 1824 and encodes 607 amino acids. The transcript has a single exon. Lineage: Eukaryota; Euglenozoa; Kinetoplastea; Trypanosomatida; Trypanosomatidae.